AGCGAUGCCGGUGUAACCGAUCCCAGCUGCCGACCGUUGAGGGAGGGAUGAGAGCUAUUCCCGUGGGAUGAUCACGUGUCCGUGGGGAGUAGUUGUGUGUGGAGUCCGUGGAAUAGGAGGUGUAGCGUCAAGCGCGUCGUUUAUACUUGAUUGUACUGUAAGGAAGCUGUCAACAUACGGCUGACUGUAUUUGCGUGUGUUUAUUGCUUUGUUCAAGGCUAAGAAAAAUGCAUUUGAGGAUUGGGAAUCUGGCGACUGAUUUCCAUAAACUUCUGCGCGCAUCUCAAUCGCAACAAACACACUCAGCCUUCUCAGUGUAAUAUCAACGCUGCUGUUUACUCUUGCAACAAAAUACCCAGACGUAGGCUACGUAGGAAAAGACUGUUACUACAAAUAAAGGAGGAGGACGUAAUGAGAUUAGUCUGAACCUCGUUUACCAGUUUUGAUUCAUAUCAGGCCCUGCUGUCUUGACCGAAUUACAAACGCAAGUGACUGACCAGCUUCUGUGGGAUUUGAUGUCACCUUUAGAUCGGUUCAAUUGAAGAUGGAAACACUGGAGUCAGAGCUGACGUGUCCAAUCUGCCUGGAAUUGUUUGAGGACCCCCUCCUGCUGCCCUGCGCCCACAGCCUGUGCUUCAACUGCGCCCACCGCAUCCUGGUCUCGCACUGCUCCAGCACCAAGCCUCUCGAGUCCAUCUCCGCCUUCCAGUGCCCCACCUGCCGUUACGUCAUCACGCUCAAUCAGCGCGGCCUGGAGGGCCUAAAGCGCAAUGUGACGCUGCAGAACAUCAUCGACCGCUUCCAGAAGGCCUCCGUCAGCGGGCCCAACUCCCCCAACGAGAGUCGCCGGCCUCGGCCCUACAGCGCCACGCUCGGCGGGAGCGCGAGGGGCAGCCCCGCCAGCAGCGCCAUGUCCCUAGAGCGCGUCGGGUGCCAGUUCUGCGAUCAGGAGCCCCCACGGGAGGCGGUCAAGACGUGCGUGACGUGCGAGGUAUCGUACUGCGACCGCUGCCUGCGGGCCACGCACCCCAAUAAGAAGCCCUUCACCAGCCAUCGUCUGGUGGAGCCGGUGGCGGACGCUCAGCUGCGAGGGCUGGCCUGCUUGGAGCAUGAGAACGAGAAGGUGAACAUGUACUGCGUGGUGGACGACCAGCUGAUUUGCGCUCUCUGCAAGCUGGUGGGACGGCAUCGCGAGCAUCAGGUCACCUCGCUUAGUGAUCGCUUCGACAAGCUUAAGGCUUUUCAAGUGAGCCCUGCCAGAGUUUCUGAAGCGGUUAUGGAGGCAUCAAAGACAAGCGCUGCGCAAACCCUUGAGAAUAACUUAACCAAUCUGGUGAAGAGGAACAGUGAGCUGGAGAACCAGAUGGCCAAACUCAUCCAGAUUUGUCAACAGGUGGAGGUGAACACAGCCAUGCAUGAAGCCAAGCUGGUGGAGGAGUGUGAUGAAUUGGUGGAGAUAAUUCGCCAGAGGAAACAGGUCAUUGCUGUCAAGAUCAAAGAAUCCAAGGUGAUGAAGUUGAGGAAGUUGGCUCAGCAGAUUGCGAACUGCAGACAGUGCCUGGAGCGCUCGAGUGCCCUCAUCACACAGGCUGAGCACAGCCUGAAGGAGAACGACCACGCCCGCUUUCUCCAGACGGCCAGGAAUGUGGCUGAGAGAGUUGCCAUGGCCACCGCCUCCUCCCAGGUCCUCAUCCCAGACGUCAAUCUGAACCAGGCUUUUGACAAUUUUGCCCUUGAUUUCUCCAGAGAAAAGAAAAUCUUGGAAGGACUGGAUUACUUGACAGCACCCAACCCUCCCUCUAUACGUGAAGAGCUCUGCACAGCCUCUCAUGACACCAUUACAGUGCACUGGACUUCUGAAGAUGAAUUCAGCGUCACCUCCUAUGAGCUUCAGUACACCAUCUACACUGGCCAGACCAACUUCAUCAGUCUGUAUAACUCUGUAGAUAGCUGGAUGAUUGUUCCCAAUAUCAAGCAGAAUCACUACACAGUCCAUGGCUUGCAGAGCGGCACCCGUUACAUCUUUUUCGUCAAGGCUAUCAACCAGGCAGGCAGCAGAAACAGUGAACCUGCUCGCCUCAAAACCAACAGUCAGCCUUUCAAACUGGACCCCAAAACGGCUCAUAAGAAGCUGCGCCUCUCCAAUGACUGUCUGACAAUGGAGAAGGAUGAAAGCUCCCUAAAGAAGAGUCACACUCCGGAACGCUUCAGUGGAACCGGAUCCUACGGUGCCGCUGGCAACGUCUUCAUCGACAGUGGCUGCCAUUACUGGGAGGUUUUACUGGGAGCCUCCACAUGGUAUGCGCUUGGUGUGGCUUACAAGUCAGCACCCAAAAACGAAUGGAGCGGUAAAAACUCAUCGUCAUGGGUUUUCUCACGCUGCAACAACAACUUCCUGGUGCGGCACAACAACAAGGAGUCCAUCGUGGAGGCUUCGCUUCAGCUGCGCAGGGUGGGAGUGCUGCUGGACUACGACAACAACGCCCUGUCCUUCUACGAUGCCAUGAACUCCCAGCACAUAUACACCUUUGACAUUUCCUUCCUGCUUCCAGUGGCACCAACCUUCAUGAUCUGGAACAAAUCGUUGAUGAUCAUGUCUGGGCUGCCCGUGCCUGACUUCGUGGACUGCAGCGAGCAGCAGGAGGGUAUCUGUCGCCAACAGGAUUCGCCCUAUGUGUCUGGAAUGAAGAGCUGCCACUGAGGCAUCAUGGGAGUUAAUUAUUCCAGACGGUUUCCUUGCCCCUCUUCUUUUCCUGGUUUUCACAGCUGGGUUGAAGUUGGACCUUUAGUUGUUCCUGAUAGUUCUAGUCACAUAAAUGAGCGGCUAGUGAGUGAAUUAGCUCUCAGAUUUAAAGAGCCGAAAUGGGGGAAAUUAAAUUGUAAAUUAUUGAUGAUGAAACGUCAGUUUGCUUUUUGUCAGUUUUAAUGUAUCCCUAAACGCACUUUUUAGAGUUGAAUUUGUUGCCCAUGUAUAUAAAAAAAAAGACUUGCUAACUUGCGACAGGGUUGGACUUCCUUUUGGACAGGAAUAUAAUGAUUAUAUUAGGAUGACAGAUUGCUGUUUCUAUUAAGGGUUGCAUUUAUUAUCUUAUGGGUCUAUUACACUCUUUUCGUAUUCAGGGAGAAAAGAUGAUUCUUUGGUUUUAAAAAAAUGUCUGGAGAUAAUGGCAUGAUAUGUAUUUCCUCUGUGAUUAGUUCUCACUAUCUCACUAUCUCAGUUUCUGUUUUCUUUUUUCGGUUUGUUUUUGUGAAAAGCAUGAGGCACAAGUUUCCCCAGGUGUUUUUAACAUGUAUCUUUAAUAAUUGAUAUAUGAUGUACCACAAAAUCCCAUCUGUGGAGUUAUUUGUCCAUUGACACGCAUUCAGACGCCAUCAGGAACUGAUGACCAUUGGUGCACAUACAGUAUAUCACACCUCCAUUUAUUCGGAAAUAUUUGAAAGAUCAUUUUGUUUCAUCGGUUUCAGAUUUGUAAUGAUUCAAAUGAUAGUUCAAAGCAAAUACAGUUUAGUGGAUUUAUUUUCUCAAUGGCUGUGAUGAAUCUUACAUGAUCAUUCACAUGUCCAGGGCUGUAAUAAGGACACCCAGUUCUGGGUCCAUAUAAAGACAAUCAAUUGAGCUAGUGCAGGCAAAAAAAAAAUGUUUGUAGCAAGAGAUCUUUGCAAUAGCAUGCUAAACUUGAGAUACUUCCCUGAAAAAGUGGUUUGUAUGCAUUCUGUUCAUUGUAAAUAACCAGAUUCGUACUACUGACGCCACUGUCCUGCUGCAGUUUUUGCUCUCUGGCAGUAGGGUUUUCCUCUUUGCUCUGCUGAAUGUACAUGAUUGCUUUGAUUCUUUUUAUCUUUCUGAAUGAAAGCACAGAGUGUUAUCAUCAGAUCCCCUUUGAAAGAACGGGAAGUAUGUGGGUCCUCCUGGUACAUCUUGAGAGCAAAAAUAUAGAGGGGAUUCACUAAGAACAAGUUGCUUGCACUGAUAGCAUCGUCACUUGUGUUGAAUGAGGACACAAAACAGAUGUUUAUUCAAAACAAUCUCAUAGAAGUUCCUAACUAUUUUAUAUUUUGGCAAAAUUGGUGACUAAGUCGUUUAAUUUCGUGUUUUCGUAUUUUCGCCUCACUGCAGGUUGUGUCUCGAGGUGGGGUUUAGGGGCGGACCUUCGUGAUAUUUUUUAUUUUAUUUAAAAAACUCCCAACUGUUUUUCCAGCAUCAUCCCAACUGUUUUUCCAGCAUCAUCCUUCUCAGCAUCGAUCUGAAAGUUACAAGACUCUUUUUGCACUUGAAGACACCAUGAACAAGCACUCAUGAGUUGUUUCGAAGUCUGUGGCAUUAAUGGUGUAGUUGAGCAAUAAAGAACAGGCAUGGCUUUUGUUAGCA
Molecule: messenger RNA, 4369 nt
Organism: Pimephales promelas (fathead minnow)
Lineage: Eukaryota; Metazoa; Chordata; Actinopteri; Cypriniformes; Leuciscidae
Gene: mid2
Product: midline 2
Biological process (GO): protein localization to microtubule
Cellular component (GO): microtubule
Molecular function (GO): zinc ion binding; microtubule binding
Source: RefSeq, a predicted model, not a curated record